This is a messenger RNA of Hippocampus zosterae (dwarf seahorse), 934 nucleotides long. RefSeq names its product catechol-O-methyltransferase b (gene comtb). Gene Ontology annotation, molecular function: catechol O-methyltransferase activity. Gene Ontology annotation, biological process: dopamine metabolic process; catecholamine catabolic process; developmental process. Lineage: Eukaryota; Metazoa; Chordata; Actinopteri; Syngnathiformes; Syngnathidae. Bases 1 to 846 code for a protein of 281 amino acids. The record is from RefSeq and is a predicted model, not a curated record. The transcript has 6 exons.
AUGUGGACAUCUGUCAGCGCAAACGACUUCUGCGGGCCGUUCCAUUCCCACGCGAUGCGGUGGGUCGUCGCUUACGCCACCGGCGGAGCGCUGCUCCUCUACACUCUGUAUAAAUGGCUGAUCCCCGGCGCCGUGCGGUAUCACGGAGGUCUGGCGCUCAUUUGGCACAGUGUCAUCGCUGAGUGGAUACUGGACACGCUGACGCGGUCCACACGUCCUCAGAGGCUCUUGGCCGCAGUACAUAAAAAGGCCACAAGAGGGAACCCUCGCAGCGUGGUCAAAGCCAUCGAUGAAUUCUGCAACCAAAACGAGUGGGCCAUGAAUGUCGGCAACGAGAAAGGUGAAAUUCUUGACCGCGUGGUGUCUGAGACCAAUCCGCGUUGUGUGCUGGAGCUGGGCACCUACUGUGGCUACUCCGCAGUUCGCAUCGCCGCUUUGCUGCCGCCUCACGCGCAACUCAUCACACUUGAAUUCAAUCCCGACAAUGCCGCCGUCGCUCGGCAAGUCAUCGCAUGGGCAGGCGUUGGCGACAAGGUGCGCUUAGUCCAAGGAGAAUCCGGCGAGUGGAUCCCCAAGCUGAAGGAGCACUUUGGAGUCCAAACAUUUGACUUGGUUUUCUUGGACCACUGGAAGAAUCGUUACCUUCUCGACACCAAGCUGAUGGAGGAGUGCGGCCUCCUCAGGAAAGGGAGCGUCCUCCUGGCCGAUAACGUCGUCUGCCCCGGCGCGCCAGACUACCUGGAGUACAUCCGGACCAGCCCGCGGUACAAAAGCCAGUAUUUCAAAUCUCACCUGGAGUAUACAAAAGCGGAGGAUGGCCUGGAGAAGUCGGUCUUCUUGGGGUAGUUUGCGACACGUUCUUACGGGCAUUGCGGGGGCAAGUUUGUGCCGUCGGGGACAUCCAAUGCCGGAAUAGGCCAGAAACAACCGAUCA